Messenger RNA from Lotus japonicus, 931 nucleotides. RefSeq lists its product as uncharacterized. NCBI's taxonomy places the organism in Eukaryota, Viridiplantae, Streptophyta, Magnoliopsida, Fabales, Fabaceae. The transcript has 2 exons. Bases 100 to 660 code for a protein of 186 amino acids. The record is from RefSeq and is a predicted model, not a curated record.
CAACAAAAACAUUUCAUUCGCAAAAAGGAAAAAACCCAGCAAAACUCCAAGUCACCGCAACAACAAGUUGUGAGAAGUGAAUCCAAGGAGUAGCAAAACAUGGAGGAGGAAAAAGCACCCUUAAUCGGAGAAAUCGAAGAAACAAGCCAAGUUUCCAACACCACCGAGAGCGAGAGGCAUGUUCGGACGAAGGUACCGGAGGUGGAGAUCCACUUGUUCCGGCAGGGUAAGGGUCCGGUGGCGGUGUUCAAAAUGAAUCUCGGUGGUUGGGAACAGGACCAGCUUGAGGUUCGUGAUAUUCUCGAUAAACAUGGAUUUAAGUCCCUCUACGCCUUCAACCCUCAAUUUCGUAGUCGCGGUGUUCCUGUUCGGUUCAACCCUCGCAAUGGAAGGUCGCUAUUGACUUAUAGGGAUGGUGUUGUUGUUUAUCUUGAUGGUGAACCUAAGGACUCACUAGUUCAACCAGUGACUAGGAUUUUAAUUGGGGUUGCUGUUGUAACCCUCAUGAUAACAAUACUUUCAAGGGAUACCCCAGAAUGGAUGAAGAAAUUAAACGUUUCUUCUGUAAACUUCCCUCCAUGGAUCUUAGCUUGUGUAGUUAUUGUCUUCACCCGCAUGAGGAAGAGAACUAAAGAUUUUCUGAAGAGGCGUGGUUGGUGAAUGGACUUGGGUUGAUGCUUUUCGGUAUGGUUUUUUGCACUUCUCUAAUGGCUUUCAAGUUUUGUCUAAGCUGACAAUUUUGGCAAUUAGUUAUAUCAUUUAUAAUGAUAUAGGCUAAUAAUAAGUGGUGGUACAUUUGAUGAUAUUGCCUGUGUAUAGGCUAUCUAUCAACAUAGUAUUUCUCCUUUUCAUUUUAUCGUUCCUGCUCAAAAGCAUAUGUGAUUACAGUGUAACCAUAAAAUUUAUAUCAUGUUCACAGUUUCAUUGUUAA